AUGGGGGAAGCCCCGGGCGCCCGCGAAUCCCCGACUGCUUCCCCCCGGGAGCCCAUCACCCCGAAGCGACCGCCCAAACGACCAAGACCAGAAACACCAAAGGGGACCACACAACCUGCUCCUACCCUCGGGAACUGGCAAUUACCUGGCCAGUCUGUUCAGGACACACCCCCAGCAUCCCCCUCCCAUGAAACCCCCAGAGUCAAUUGGGCCUCGAGCUCCAAAGCCACAUUGCAGCAGCGUCAGAAAGUCACCAGUUGGGAGGAAAAAGGCCUUAGGAGUGCAGCAGCCUUGGGAAAAGACUUUAGGACCCUGGUCCUCAAUUUCAGCAAGAACUUGGCGACUGGGAACACCACCAAAGGGGAAGAGAACCACCAGUCCUUUCCCUCUGCGCACAGAGGCUAUGCUGAAGCUGCUAAAAAAGCCCCAGCUAACAUCCCCAAGACAUAA
Aspergillus ruber CBS 135680 is the source of this 450-nucleotide messenger RNA. RefSeq lists its product as uncharacterized. The record is from RefSeq and is a predicted model, not a curated record. The coding region runs from base 1 to 450 and encodes 149 amino acids. NCBI's taxonomy places the organism in Eukaryota, Fungi, Ascomycota, Eurotiomycetes, Eurotiales, Aspergillaceae. The transcript is spliced from 2 exons.